This is a messenger RNA of Drosophila eugracilis, 2404 nucleotides long. RefSeq names its product pantothenate kinase 3 (gene fbl). Gene Ontology annotation, cellular component: nucleus; cytosol. Gene Ontology annotation, molecular function: ATP binding; pantothenate kinase activity. Gene Ontology annotation, biological process: coenzyme A biosynthetic process. The record is from RefSeq and is a predicted model, not a curated record. The transcript has 7 exons. The coding region runs from base 255 to 1793 and encodes 512 amino acids. NCBI's taxonomy places the organism in Eukaryota, Metazoa, Arthropoda, Insecta, Diptera, Drosophilidae.
AUUUCAUUCAAACGCGUUUCACGUCUGUUUUCGAACGGUCAACACAACGGAUGGGAUCGGAUCGCGCGAUCACCAGUUGUCGCCACCGCCAUAACACUCACACUCACUACCAGCGAUUUAGAAACCCAUGAACUAAGCAAACACACAUCUUCCGUGGCUGACCAAUGGUCCAUAAACCCCCUUACCGCCUGUGAUAAAGUGCCCGUCUCUGAACUUGUAAUCUAGUGUGUGUCAGCAAAAAAAAAGCAAACAAAAUGAAAGUCCCCACGCGCAGCUCAAAAUAUUCAUUCAAUUUGAAAAUAUUCAAAUUGCAUAACGAUAAGAAACCAACUAGCCCCAGUCCACCAACCUCACCUGUGAUCUCAGCGAAAAGAAACUCAUGGCGCGCUUCGUGGCGAUCUGCAUUGGGCUCCAAGAGCAAGUCCAUCGCAACGCCCACAGACGACGGGGAUACCAUCGAUUUGGAGGCGGAACCAGAGUUUUUCGAGCGUACCAGGUACCACAGCUCUUGCUCCUCCUGCUCGGAUCAACUGUUUCCCGCCAUCCAGAUUCCCCAAGGCGAUGAGCUUAUGUCAAUGCCAUGGUUUGGAAUGGACAUUGGCGGAACCCUAACAAAGUUGGUCUACUUCGAGCCCAAGGACAUAACGCCGGAUGAGCAGGAUCGCGAGGCUGGCAUUUUGCGGAAUAUUCGACGAUACUUAACCAAAAACUCGGCGUACGGCAAAACCGGACAUCGAGAUACGCACCUACAGAUGGACAAUGUCGAGAUACGUAAGAGACGUGGCUCCUUGCAUUUCAUUCGCUUCCAGACCACGGACAUGGGCAACUUUCUGUCGCUGGCCAAACAGAAGGGCAUGGCCGAGUUGGUGACCACGGUUUGUGCAACCGGCGGCGGAGCCUUCAAGUUCGAGCAGGAUUUCCGUGAUCAAGUCAACAUGAAGCUGGCCAAAUUCGAUGAACUGGACACGCUUAUUAAGGGCAUCCUUUUCGCCGACCUGCACAAUCGCACGGAGUGCUAUUACUAUGAAAACGCACGUGACAUUCUAAAAAGCGAGAAACGACAAUUUAACUUCUCCCAACCGUUCCCGUUUAUUCUGGUUAAUGUCGGAUCUGGAGUCUCCAUCCUGGCGGUCUACGGUCCAGACAACUACAAGCGCAUUUCAGGCACAAGCUUGGGCGGCGGUACAUUCCUCGGACUGUGUUGCCUACUCACCGGUUGCACAUCCUUUGAAGAGGCUAUCCAACUGGCCACCAAGGGCGACAAUAGGAAGGUGGACAAAUUAGUUAAGGAUAUUUAUGGCGGUGAUUAUAACCGCUUUGGUCUGCCCGGUGAUUUGGUGGCGUCAAGCUUUGGCCAGAUGCAUCUGAAUGACAAACGUGUUUCAGUAUCACGUGAGGAUUUGGCCAACGCCACACUGGUCACCAUUACAAACAAUAUUGGCUCUAUAGCAAGGAUGUGCGCACUGAAUGAGAAGAUCGAUAGGGUCGUCUUUGUGGGAAACUUUUUGCGAGUAAACCCUAUUUCCAUGAAGUUACUGGCGUACGCAAUGGAGUUCUGGUCCAACGGCACAAUGAAGGGUCUAUUCUUGGAGCAUGAAGGAUACUUCGGUGCCCUGGGUUGUUUGCUUCAAUUCAACGGUGAGCUGGCAGCCGCCCUCAACGACGGAGUGGAUCAUCCAACUCACACAUCUACGGAAGCAAGCGAGGUCGGUGGGUGUGUCGACGCAACGACAGUUAGCUCAGCAGAUGAGCCACCAGAGUAUGCGCCAACAAGCAAACACUCCACUAGGUAGUCGCUGUAACCACAUGUUCCUCCUGAGGGCACCCGAAGUGGGCCAUCCCAUUGUAGUACAUGUACAGUAGACCUAAGAUCUAAAAGGCAAUGGCAAUGACUUUGAUCCUUCGCAGUUUAUCUCGGUAUUUAUCGUAAUUCUUUAUCGGCUUUAGUUGUUACUUGACGCACAAAUUGUAAAUGCAUGAAAUUACUGAAUGGAUAAAGUGCCUGCUAGCAAGCAACGAAUUUUGGCUCCAUCAAUGCCGACCCACAAUUUAUAUCUUAAUUUUCACCCGCGUAACAUUGUUCUAUAUAUGUUACUAUCAUGCAAUCUUUGUCAACUUUCGGUAGUUUUUAGUUUCUUUUCUACAGUGAUAGAAGUUAGCUCUCUAAAAAGUAUUACAAAUACUUGACAAAAGGCAACGCAAUCGAAAGUCUUGCGCGCAACAAUUAGUUCAAGAGCCCAUGUCCCUCGACAAUAUUCAUGCAUACCUAUAAGUUUUUAUCUUAACGUUUGUGUACAUGAUUUAAGUGGAUGUUUUAAAGUUUUCUUUUUAGAGUAUAAGUUUGUGGUCAUGUUAUGAUAGGAUCCAAUUUGUCGGCAGGUCAAUAAAACUUGUUUUAAAAACA